AUGCCCGACAAUACGGCCAGCUUCAUCGAGGUGGCGGAGGAGCGCGAGAGCGAGGACAACCCAGAGAAGCCGUACUCGCCCACGGCGCCGGGUACCAGCACCAUCCGCCGCAUGCGGCUGGCCGAGAAGCUGCUACAGGAGGAGCUGGAGGAGGAGCGCCGGGAAGCCAUGAUGAAGGAGAACACGGUGCUCAUGCGCGCGCCCAGCAAGUCGGACCCGCAAGACGUCAAGGGCUGCUGCUGCGUCGUCAUUGCCAAGCGACUCACGCAACGGCGCCUGCUCUUCAUUCCACGCUUCCCCCCUUUCCGUCCCAGGCAGGCACGAGGAAGCCAAAGCGCACCCACCCACCCACCCCCCGCCAUUAUACAGCCAGGCACGACGCACAACAUGGCGCUCAGCGGCAUCGACGGCGAGUUCGCCGGCUGGGUGUACAAGCAGGGCUCGCUGGUCAAGAACUGGAAGAAGCGCUUCAUGGUGCUGCGCGGGCGGCAGCUGACGUACUACGACACGGCCAAGGUGGACCCGACGGUCAAGGCCAAGGGCAGCUUCCAGGUCAUCACCGUGGAGCUGAGCACCGACAUCCAGAACGGCCUGCUCGUGCACGGCCGCGGCGGGCGCGUGCUCAAACUCUACACGGCCUCGGCCGAGGCCACGAGCUCGUGGUACAACAUGAUCCUGGACGCCACGGCGACGGCCCCGCCGCAGUUCGCGCCGCCCGACCGGUUCUCGACGCUCUCGGCCGCCAGCACGUCCAAGCCCGUGGACGUGGACGACGAGAUGGAGCUGCUGGACCGCCUCGAGUCGCUGCCGCUGAGCGAGGACGGCAGCGAGCAGGUGGCGCACUCCGGUUGGCUCAAAAAGGAGGGCGCGCGCGUCAAGAGCUGGAAGCGCCGCUACUUCGUGCUGCGUGGAAACGCGCUGUCGUACUUUAACUCGGAGGACACGGGCGCGGCCGCCAAGGGCUACGGCCACGUGCGCGCCGUGGAGGUGAACGGCACGGUCAAGAACGGCCUGGACAUCAAGUUCGACAACGGGCGCGUGCUGCGCGUGUCGGCCAGGAACAGCGGCGACAUGGAGGUCUGGCUCUGCAAGCUCAGCGACGCCAUCGAGGCGGCCAACACGGAGAUGAACAACGUGCGCCAGUCGCUGGCGGCGAGGAACUCGUUCCGAGCGCUGUCCAUGGGCGGACCGUCCCCCACGAAGAUGAAGCAGCAGUACCAGCAGCAGCAGAGGAUGAUGCAGUACGGCAAUACCGGACGACACUCGCUGGCUACUGUGCCGUCAAGGCCCAUGGGCUCGGUGGCAGAGGUACCUGAGCGACGCACCGUGGUGGAGAAGCGCUCGUCUUCGUCCUUGGACGACUCGUGCAUCUCGUCAGGCCUGUCGUCCCAGUUCUCGUCCGGAUCGUACUCUAGUCACUCGAACUCGCUCCCUGAUGGAUCAGCGCCCGUGGCAAGACCGACAGUGCACACGAACGCUACAACCAACACGCAGUCGUCGUCUGGCUCUACGUUCUUUGACAGCGACGACGAGUACGACAGCGAUGACAGCGAAGGCGACUGGAUUUAG
Molecule: messenger RNA, 1569 nt
Organism: Phytophthora sojae
Lineage: Eukaryota; Oomycota; Peronosporomycetes; Peronosporales; Peronosporaceae
Exons: 3
Coding region: 1-1569 (522 amino acids)
Source: RefSeq, a predicted model, not a curated record